Molecule: messenger RNA, 1873 nt
Organism: Mucor mucedo
Lineage: Eukaryota; Fungi; Mucoromycota; Mucoromycetes; Mucorales; Mucoraceae
Exons: 2
Coding region: 100-1641 (513 amino acids)
Source: RefSeq, a predicted model, not a curated record
UGUAAUUGUGGUCCCCCGGGUCUCUUAUUUAAUCCGCUUUUUUUUUUUUUUCACCUUUCCUGUUUUCUUUCUCUUUCCCUCCUUACCACAUAUAUCAUCAUGUCAACACAUAUGGCACCCAACCGCUUAAAUUUGAGUAAUAUCAACUCACUACAAAUUCCGUCUGGACCACCUUCACCUACACUUUCAACCAAUUCGUUCAUGUCGUCCGUUUCAUGGAUGGCAGAAAAGACUUCGAAUGAAUUAAUUCCAAUGCUGAAGAAUGCCUAUAGCGUCAUUAAAGACAAAGAAAAAGACUUGGUACUCGCAGCCGAAUUAGGCAAGUCAUUAUUAGAGCAUAACCUUCGAUUGAAAACGAGUUAUGAUGCAUUACUUCAUUCAUCCACACCACCCAUCACACCAUCUUCAUCUACCGUACCUAUCCAAGAUGACGGAGAUUCAGGUAUCGAUUCAUGCGACGAAGAUACAAUGCGUUUUGUCCCUUCAAGAGGUACACGCGAAGCCAUGAUUGAAGUCCUCGAACGUAAAAACACUGAAUUAACAGCAAAACUAGAAAUCGCCAUGAUGGAACAAGACAAAAUCACCUUGACAAACUCUAAAAAGACCCGUCAACUAGAUAACGAAAUCAAUUUACUCAAGGGUAAUCUCGACAUUGCUACCAGUAAAAUUCAAGAAUUACAAGACAUGAAUCAACGUCAAAAGAAGAUUGAAUUUAAUCAGCCUGUUCAAAACGUGGAAGAUGAGAAACUUGUUGAUGAAUUAUAUACCGAAAUAGACAAAGUUCAAAAAGAAAGAGAACAAGUGACUCAAUCCAAACUUGAAUUAGAAGCCAAGUUAGCAACCACUUUAAAAGAUUUGGGUGAGCUCAAGAAACAGUUUGAGAAAUUCGAAUUUACGCAGAAUGACUUUGGUGAACUUCAGGAAGCUUAUGAACGUCAAUUUGUCCAUAUUGAUGAAUUAAACUCGAGCUUGGAAGAACACCGUAAUAUUCUUCAAAAGCUAAAAGAACGAGGCGUUAGUAUUCAUUCGACUCGUUCCACACCAGCCCCCAGUUGUUACAAUGGUGGUAAUGAUCAGUUCCGAAAGCACACUCUUUUGGGGGAACUCGAAAUGGAAUGGCUUAAAUCCAACAAAACAACACCUGUUACAACAGAUACGCCAUUGUCAGAUAAAUCCGACUUUUUAUCACAACAAACUCCCUUCUUGAGAGACUUUACUGAAAAGUCACUUGCUGCAUUCUAUAAUGCACCGUCGAUCGGUCUCGAAAGCGUCUUAUCCAAGGCAACCGGUAUUGACCAAAACCUACUGGAUGAUGCACUCAACUUUAUCAAUGAAAUAGAGGCACAACAUAACCAAGAAAAAUGUAUGGCUGUUUAUAAUAAUUUCCAAGAUGAGGAGGACUUUGAUAUCUUUCAAGAUCACUAUCCAUCAUCUGAUCUUUACCCCAGUCCAAUUAGUCCCGAGCAAAUGCAAAUCCAACGAUUUGUAAACGAACCUAAUUCAUUUGUAGGUCGUCUUCGGAAUCAAAUACGUAAAUUGUUUACACUUAUCUGGAGAUGGUGUCGAUUUACUAUGGUUUUAACUACGGCUCUUCUUAUUAACGCUUGGCAGGGUCCGGAUGCUUUACUGCUUACAUAUUAACAAUAACAUUCCUUAUAUAUCCCCAAAUCACUAUUAUUAUUAUAACCUUCUUAUAUAUCCAAACUGUAUACUCUCCCUCUUCCCAGCCACCUAUCGUCAUAUAUUAUGCCCCCCUCUGCUCCUCCUCCCCCCAUCACAUUCCUCCUAUAUAAUUCUUUUUUUUUAUAUUGCAUAAAUACGUUUUUAUUAUUAUUAUUAUUAUUAAAAAAAAAGUUGUUAUUAUUAUUAUCCC